GAAUCCCGUAAUGGCGGACGCGGGCCAGUGAAGCACGGCUGGGGGCGUAGCGCACUGAGCGGGGUCCGGCCGUGUGGCAGCCGCCCGGGCGGCCCGCGGGGACAGACCCGAGGUGGAGAAGGGCGGCCGGCCGGCCCGUCUGUCGCUGAGGGCGACUGCGCCAGGCCAGAAAUCAAUGGAAAAACAUCCUCAGGUUGUUUUUCAUCAUUCAGAACGUUGCCUGAAGCGGGUCCACCAUGCCGUUAGUAACGAGGAACAUCGAGCCAAGGCACCUGUGCCGGCAGACGUUGCCUAGUGUUAGAAGCGAGCUGGAAUGCGUGACCAACAUCACCCUGGCAAAUGUCAUCCGACAGCUGGGCAGCCUGAAAGAAGGAAUGAAGGCUCAGAAAAGUAAGAUAACUUGCCUAGAGAGACAGCAGCCAGUAAGAGGUAAAUAUGCAGAGGACAUUUUUGGAGAGCUCUUCACUCAGGCAAAUUCCUUUGCCUCUCGGGUAAGCUCCCUUGCUGAGAGGAUUGACCGCCUACAAGUUAAAGUCACUCAGCUGGAUCCCAAGGAAGAAGAAGUGUCGCUGCAAGGAAUCAACACCCGAAAGGCCUUCAAAAGCUCUACCGUUCAGGACCAGAAGCUUUUUGACAGAAACUCUCUGCCUGUGCCUGUCCUGGAAACAUACAACACGUGUGAUACCCCUCCGCCUCUCAACAACCUCACCCCUUACAGGGACGAUGGGAAAGAAGCACUCAAAUUCUACACAGACCCUUCGUACUUCUUUGAUCUUUGGAAGGAGAAGAUGCUGCAGGACACCAAGGAUAUCAUGAAAGAGAAGAGAAAGCAUAGGAAAGAAAAGAAAGAUAAUCCAAAUCGAGGUAACAUAAACCCACGUAAAAUCAAGACACGUAAGGAAGAGUGGGAGAAAAUGAAGAUGGGACAAGAAUUUGUGGAAUCCAAAGAAAAGCUGGGGCCUUCUGGGUAUCCGCCCACCAUGGUGUAUCAGAAUGGUAGCAUCGGUUCUGUUGAAAACAUGGAUGUAAGCAGCUACCCACCACCACCGCAGUCAGACUCCACCUCUCUGCCUUCUUCCUUCUCUGAGGAGAGCUUACCUCCGCCGCCAGCAGACUUCAGCUACCCAGCAGACAACAACCAGAGGGCGUCUGGCUUAGCUGGACCCAAAAGAUCCAGUGUGGUCAGCCCAAGCCACCCACCACCAGCUCCUCCUCUGGGCUCCCCACUGGGCCUCAAACCCGGCUACGCGCCGCCCUCGGCCCCUCCGCCUCCGCCUCCGAUGAUCAACGUGCCUCCUCCACCUCCACCUGGAGGACUUGGGUCCCCGGUGACCCCACCGCCACCCUCACCGCCCUCUUUCCCACCUCACCCCGAUUUUGCUGCCCCUCCCCCUCCUCCCCCACCGCCGGCGGCUGACUACCCGCCACCACUUCCCUUAUCCCCAUCAACCGGAGGAGCACCUCCUCCUCCCCCCCCUCCUCCUCCUCCUGGGCCGCCUCCUCUCUUCUAUGGCGGCGCAGAUGGCCAGCCUGCCGCACCACCACCGCCGCCGCCUUCUGACGCACCCAAGUCCAAGUCCUCCUUGCCUCCUGUGAGCGACGCCCGCAGUGACUUGCUCUCGGCCAUCCGCCAAGGCUUCCAGCUGCGCCGGGUGGAGGAGCAGCAGGAGCAGGAAAAGCGGGACGUGGUGGGCAACGACGUGGCCACCAUCCUGUCGCGUCGCAUCGCCGUCGAGUACAGCGACUCCGAAGACGACUCCUCCGAGUUUGACGAGGACGACUGGUCGGAUUAGCUCUUCCUGCCUGUGCCCGCCUCUUCUCUUUUCUUCCUACCUGCCUUUUCAAUGCCACCCCCACAGUCCCGGGGGAAAGAGGGAGGGGGCGAUUUCAAGGGCCAAAGCCUUCCCUGAAGCUACCAAAGAUAUAUCCAUGUGCUUCCUCCAAAUCAACAUGUAUUUCCCACCUCCCCCAGUCAGCCCCGCGGGGCCCUGAGGGUCAGUAGCUGAGGUGUUCCCUCGGCCCUUCAUAUUGAAGAGAAGGGAAAACCCCAAAGCUGACCCCUUUGAGUGGGUGGGAACGAGUUGGUGCCUUCCCCAGGAGCCAUUUCCACUGUGGUCUCAGCCGUGCCCUCAGCUUCUUAGAACAACGCCAGCCACUUCCUGUCCUGAAGCCUGUGUGGACACGGCUGGCCCUGCCCCUGCCCUGGAGGUCAGCAGGCCACGUGCCCCAGCAGCCAUCUGGCUGCACCCCCUGCCCGGUCUGCAGGGUGAGGCUGCCUUUGCUAAGCUCUUUCUGUAUCUGGAUUCCCUUUUUCCCAGGAGCCAUCAAGCCCCUAAAGAAGGUCUCAAACCCCUCUGCCCAGAAAUGAUGCUUUUAUGAAGAAGGAGGGUUUGCCUCCCUCCCAGGCCCCGUCUCCUGAGUGUGGUGGUUGGGUUCCUUUACGCACCCCUCUGCGGUCACCAGGUGCCUCUGGGCACCACCGCCCAGUUCUGACCUCAUACCCAUGACCAAACGCCCUGGCACACGGGGAUGGGGCCUCUGCUGCUGGCAGGACCAAGCUCAGAGACCUGGACUGCAGUGCUGGAGGCACGGUGGCUCGCUGUGGGUCCUACCCUCUGAGUGACGCUCAGGUCUAUAGAUGGGAAGUGACUUGCUCAAGGUCAUGCAGUUGGAUCGUAACAGGGCUGGAGCCGAGGGUGUCUGAUUCCAAGUCACCUGUGCUUUCUGGGACCAACUAGGGCCUGGGCCGAGCGUUCUCAGCUCUGCUGCUUCCGACCUCACCAUAAGGGGGAGCGGGGGGUCCCAGCAGGAGGGCUCGGGGCCUGUGCCAGGCCCUCAGUGCUGCUCAGACCCUUAUGGCCUCAUAAUAUUCUGCUUCCCCUUUGCUAUCUACCAGCCACUGGCCUUGGGAACUGCCCAGUCGGGGGACUAGAGGUAGUGAGAGAAGGAAGGGGGUGGGCAGCUUUGACAGGUGCUGUUUUCAAUUCCUCUUCACUCCUCCCCGUUUUAUUUCCCCAAUUUCUGCCAAGUGUGGAAACUGCAGUCCCUCAGGCUGGCAGCCGUGGCAGGCAGCUGCCUGGGGGGCCUGGCAGCCCCGAGGAAGGCUGAAAUCAGCAGAGGGACAGUGGGUCUCAUUUCCAGCUCCCUCCUCAGCACCCAGUGACGUUCCUGCCCUCCCCCCGUUCCCCGAGCUAACACACAGGUGCUAUUAUUCCAAAAACCUGGUCUGCUGUGGCCAGCAGGGAGGUUUCUUCUCUUCUGCCCCAACUAUUGUGCAGCCUCUUAUGCCGAAACCGGCUGCUCCUGGCUGCUCCUGCUUUCAGAGCCUGAAACAAAGAGAAACAGGAUCUGCCUGUGCCCCGCACAGCAAAUGGUUGUAGUAAUUGCCAAAGCCCUCAUAAACCCUCCGGCUGAGGAGCGUGUGUAAUCAUGGGUACCGCGCUGUGCCCGCCGAAUGCGCCCCCUCUGCCUCUUUUCCUUGAACUCGGAGCCGUGGGGCCAGCAUGCCCUCCUCCUGGGGCUGCCUCGGCCCCUCCCCCCUCCCCAGGUCAGUGUCUGGCACAGGGCCAGCACCUGGCACUCGUGCUGAGCACGCCAGGCUGUGUGUGCCCUGCCUCGCUUCCCACCUGCACUUGGAAGCACAAGGUCCAUUCUUCAGAACCUAAAAUGGCUGUUGGAGGCGGAGGGCAGUGGCUCUCCAAAUAGGAGGCCCGGGGCCUGGCCAGGCCAGGGCCUGGGCCUAAUGGCUCUGACUAAGUCACUCCCAUCCCCCUCCUUCCCGGAAAAGGGGAGUCAGUGCCACUCGCUAUCGUUCUGCUCUGACCUUGGAGGGGGCGGCGUUGGCCUGGCUGCUGGAAUGGACAGUCCGCCCUGGAGAGGUCUGGGGGCAGGGGGAGGCGGGGAGGGGCGCUGCCUGCGGAAGGUAGGAUUAGAUCAUUAGCUCAGUGACCUCCUAGGGGUUCGAUGUGCUGUGUUCUCAUCCUACAGCUGGUUUGGUAAUGAUCUGCAAGUCCCGGAGAGCAACAGCACAGCUCUGCCUGACGUUCUCAUUAAAAUCUAUGCAGCCAAGCUCUGCGCUUUGUAGCAGCGGCUUCCUCGGCGGGGGUGGGGGAGGGGUGGCUGGGACCCAGUCAGCUGGGCUCUGCUUGUGCAUUGGUUCACCCCCAAAACGCUGCUUUAAACCCCGGGCCCCUUAGAAUGUAAAGGACCCUAUGCAGGUGAUCGUGUGUCUUUAGAAUCCUGUAAUUGUGGAAUGCGAAGUUUAGUGAUUAUUUAAACCGGGCCCAAGCUGGUAAGCGAAUGGAACAAUGGCUCACAAGGACUCUUAAGUGCUGAGGCCAAGAAACCACCUCCCUUUCUGGCCUGCUCAGCCAGGGAGCCUGCCCCCAUUCCUGGGGCCCAGGGCCCCGCUCCCCGGCAGGCAGGCGUGUCAGAGUGAUUGGUGGCUUUGCCCAGGUGGUGAGAUGAGUACAUUCCAGAGGCGCAGCCUUUGGGGGGGGGGGGGGGGGCUCCUGUCCCUGGAAGCUCGGACGGCCCUGCCUCCAGGAGCUCAAGCCUCAGAAACGACCUGGCCAAUGUCACCGCCGAGCCCAACGGUGUUGUCAGGCUAAUGUGAAAUCUCCUCCCGUGGCGCCACUCCUCCGGCUCCACAGCGCCGGCUCGGACAGAUUGAGGGCUCUUGGCUUUGGUGACCCUCUGCUUACGCAUUCCCCCGUGCCCCGCUCUGCCCUCCCCGCGCCUCCGCCCCGCAGCCCUCCGCCGACCAGGGGCCACCUCCUCUGCCUCAGUGAGCGCGUGGGAACAAUCACUGUGGUGACUCCUAGUUAACUCGCUCGCGAAACUAACCGGUUUUUACUUUCUGUCUGGAAUGAUGUACCUGUAGGAGAGUGACCAUAUGCUCCCAAAGUGCCUUCUUCUCUCUGAUACAAACAGAAGCACCUGGACCAAAGGACUGGGGUGUGUGUUCCACAUCGAGGUCUUAGGGAGCGAGCACGUGUGUGGUGGGGACACAGUCUGAAAUGGGUCCCUUCCCCCCGAGGGUGGGGGAGGAGCUUCCGCUGGAGAUCUGAGCGGCCGGUGGGGGUAAGCCAAGCCCCUCCGGACCCUUUCCCUUUGCCCCACUGCUCCCGGGUCCUCAGAAAGAUGUCCCGUUUCUUAAAGCCCCGUGGCUCCCAGUCUGGUCUCUGCUUCCCUGCCAGGCUCAUGUACGUUAGCUCCCAGUGACCUGAAGAUUCCAUGUAACUAUACGUGCACCUACGUAAACCUACGCCCAUGCUUUCAAUAACUCGAUAAAAUCUUUGUCGCCACUCGGC
Messenger RNA from Pipistrellus kuhlii (Kuhl's pipistrelle), 5312 nucleotides. RefSeq names its product WASP family member 2 (gene WASF2). Gene Ontology annotation, biological process: actin cytoskeleton organization; positive regulation of Arp2/3 complex-mediated actin nucleation. The transcript is spliced from 11 exons. Gene Ontology annotation, cellular component: lamellipodium; SCAR complex; cytoskeleton. The record is from RefSeq and is a predicted model, not a curated record. Lineage: Eukaryota; Metazoa; Chordata; Mammalia; Chiroptera; Vespertilionidae. Bases 237 to 1793 code for a protein of 518 amino acids. Gene Ontology annotation, molecular function: Arp2/3 complex binding; actin binding; protein kinase A regulatory subunit binding.